AUGAAUCGUCUAUUCGGCAGCAAAGCGGCGAAGCCAAAGCCGUCGCUCACCGACGCCAUCGCCUCCACCGAGACACGCGCCGACUCGGUCGAAGUCAAGAUCCGCAAACUCGACUCGGAACUUACACGCUAUCGCGAUCAGAUGCGCAAGAUGCGCGAUGGUCCCGGUAAAACCGCGAUCCAACAGCGUGCACUGCGCGUGCUCAAACAGAAACGUCUCUAUGAAAACCAACUCGCCCAACUCCAACAGCAAUCCUACAACAUGGAACAGGCUACUAUGACCACAGAAAACCUGCGAAACACCAUGGCCACAUUCGAUGCGAUGCAGAGUGCGAACAAGGAGAUGAAAAAGACAUACGGCAAGAUCGAUUUGGACAAGAUCGAAAGCAUGCAGGAUGAAAUGGAGGAUUUGAUCGAAGCGGCCAACGAGGUGCAAGAAACGCUCGGUAGAAGUUAUGGCGUCCCGGACGAGGUGGAUGAGGAGGAUCUGCAGGCGGAGCUAGAUGCUUUGGAGGCAGACGGAUGGGGCGAUGAGGAGAGCGAGAGCGUACCAAGUUAUCUGCAGACAAAUACCGAGCUGCCAGACUUUGUGGAUGAAUUGCCUACCGAGCGUCUCAAGCAAGGCGAGACCGCCGAGCAAGGCGAGGCGUUAAGAGCGGCAUGA
Molecule: messenger RNA, 663 nt
Organism: Mycosarcoma maydis (corn smut)
Lineage: Eukaryota; Fungi; Basidiomycota; Ustilaginomycetes; Ustilaginales
Exons: 1
Coding region: 1-663 (220 amino acids)
Biological process (GO): late endosome to vacuole transport via multivesicular body sorting pathway; vesicle budding from membrane
Cellular component (GO): multivesicular body
Source: RefSeq, a predicted model, not a curated record